This is a messenger RNA of Heterobasidion irregulare TC 32-1, 213 nucleotides long. RefSeq lists its product as uncharacterized. The record is from RefSeq and is a predicted model, not a curated record. The coding region runs from base 1 to 213 and encodes 70 amino acids. NCBI's taxonomy places the organism in Eukaryota, Fungi, Basidiomycota, Agaricomycetes, Russulales, Bondarzewiaceae. The transcript is spliced from 2 exons.
AUGAGACUCUGUUCGACUCAUCUAAACAAAAUCCAGUGUGAAACGUCACCCGAGGAGACGCUGAAACGCGCGCUCAAAAUGCAGAGCCGUCGGACUUACCGCAUCAGAUCUUCAAAGUAUAGACGGCCGGCAUGCGCGCACUGGCUUCUCUUGUACUCGUCGUACUCUCCGAACUUGCCGCCGAUUAUUUUCUCGCGGCCUACAACUAUUUAA